This is a messenger RNA of Populus nigra (black poplar), 1160 nucleotides long. RefSeq lists its product as uncharacterized. NCBI's taxonomy places the organism in Eukaryota, Viridiplantae, Streptophyta, Magnoliopsida, Malpighiales, Salicaceae. The coding region runs from base 93 to 1022 and encodes 309 amino acids. The transcript is spliced from 5 exons. The record is from RefSeq and is a predicted model, not a curated record.
UGCUUCUUCAAUAUUAGCAGCCACCAUGGCCCCAACACAAUCAAAACCCAUCUCCUGCAUUGCUAAUAAACCCACCAUCACCACCAAAACACAUGGCCACCCACACACUCACAGCUACUCUCUGCAACUCCUCUCUCAUUAAAUCCAAUUCAAAGUUCACGUUUUUUGGCACCAGAAUCAUUACUAGAACUCAAAAGACUCAAACUUUAGCUAUGGCCACAGCCCCAACUGCUGCCAAGGUGGCCCCAGCUGUGAUUGUUGGUGGUGGAAGGGUGGGAAGGGCCUUACAAGAAAUGGGUAGUGGUCAGGAUUUGCUGGUGAAGAGAGGAGACCCUGUGCCACUUGAUUUUGAGGGUCCCAUUUUGGUUUGUACAAGAAAUGACGAUCUUGAUGCUGUUCUUGAAGUCACACCUAAGUCUAGAUGGAGCGAUUUGGUUUUUUUCCAGAAUGGGAUGCUGGAGCCAUGGUUUCAAAGUAAAGGUCUUGGUGAUGCAGACCAAGUGCUGGCAUAUUUUGCUGUCUCAAAGCUUGGAGAACCUCCUAUUGAUGGAAAGACUGAUACCAAUCCUGAAGGAUUGACUGCAGCAUAUGGAAAAUGGGCGUCUGCAGUAGCUGCUAGGUUGCAUGCUGGAGGUCUCUCCUGUAAGGUUCUUGACAAGGAAACUUUUCAGAAGCAAAUGUUAGAGAAGCUGAUCUGGAUUUCAGCAUUCAUGCUUGUUGGAGCUCGUCAUCCAGGGGCAACUGUUGGUGCUGUGGAGAAAGAAUUCCGCUCUGAGGUGUCUAGCCUUAUCGCAGAACUUGCUUCUGCAGCAGCUGCAGAAAAAGGAAUAGUAUUUGAAGAAGCUAUUGAGGAAAGGUUAUGUGCUUACUCACGUGCUGUUGCCCAUUUCCCUACAGCUGUUAAGGAGUUUAAAUGGAGGAAUGGCUGGUUCUAUUCUCUCUCCGACAAGGCUGUUGCUGAAGGGAAACCUGAUCCUUGCCCCCUACACACAGCUUGGCUUAAAGAGUUAGAAGUUGUCUAGCAUGUGGACUUUUACUUUGUCAAUGGACUGGAAUACACCCUUCUCAGAGUGUGCCUCUGAUGGGCUCACAAUUUUCUUUCUGUCCCUUUUCUGUUUUCCAAAUUGACCUUGAAAUAAAGUUCACUGCAAUUCAUUUCA